This is a messenger RNA of Cynocephalus volans (Philippine flying lemur), 1032 nucleotides long. It is a transcript of the gene C12H12orf42, whose product is annotated as chromosome 12 C12orf42 homolog. The record is from RefSeq and is a predicted model, not a curated record. The coding region runs from base 1 to 1032 and encodes 343 amino acids. The transcript is spliced from 4 exons. Lineage: Eukaryota; Metazoa; Chordata; Mammalia; Dermoptera; Cynocephalidae.
AUGAUGAAAUCUAGCACAGGCUUGUUCCGUGCCUCCUGGGAUGUGAAUUAUGCCUUUGUCCAGCGUAUAAGCACCCUGUCCGUUAGUCACUUCAUAGCCAUCGUGGCUAUUGUCUCACCCAGCCAUCAUCAUGAAAGAAGUACCUUGCCCUGCUCCAGAUUUAUUACCCACAUGAAGAAUUUCUCUGAAUCUCUUAAAUUUGGUAAUCUACAUUUGCUACAUUUUCCAGUAUUUCCAGAAAUUACUCAGAGUCCAGUGGCAUUUAAAAGACUACCCUGUACUCACGAGAACAAAAUACCCACGUCUCCUGUAAGCUCAGUUUCUUCGGAAGAAGAAAGCUACAGGACAGCCGGUUCCUCCCUAGUACCAUCCAGUGAAAGGGAUGAGGACCCAUUGUUCUGCACUCUCAGAGAAGACAUUAAUAAGAGAGCCAGAGGAGCACCCCAGCAGAUCUGGAGCAGUCCAUUUUUGGAAGAGCAAAUGGCAAAAAUACCUAUUCAACCACACUCGGUAAAUCCUGUUCACCUGGAGGCUGUGGGUAUACACAUCAAUAGACACAUGAGAUUUCAGAACCAGCCCUUGAGCAAUUCCAAGGGUUAUUCUGAUCCCUCUGCGAGACCUUUCACUGUCGUCGGCCUGUGCAGCAGCAGCCACCCCGCCGUGGCCCCGCGGAGCGUCUGGCGGAGCUUCCCAGAAGCCGAGCAGGAGCGGAGCGCGGCGGCCCCAGGUUUCCAAAGCGGGCGCCGAGGCGCGUCCGGAAAUCCCGUCGGAAGAGGCGCGGUUGCCAUGGCACCGGAGACGCUCCCCGAGCAUACUCACUUCCCGGGGGGAAGGAGGCCCGGGGCAGACACCUCCCUCCACGGCAAUCUGGCAGGAGCGCCCGUUCCGCUGCUCGUCGGUGCGUCCCCCCGGGGCCCCCCCAAGAGGUUAAUAAAGGUUUGCUCCGCGGCAGCCCCCCGCCCUCCCCGGCGCUUCCAUACGGCUUGUUCGCAGGCCCUGCCCAGGCCGCUGGUGAAUGCUCACUUGCGCUGA